Molecule: messenger RNA, 2001 nt
Organism: Rhododendron vialii
Lineage: Eukaryota; Viridiplantae; Streptophyta; Magnoliopsida; Ericales; Ericaceae
Product: NAC domain-containing protein 71
Exons: 5
Coding region: 601-1701 (366 amino acids)
Biological process (GO): regulation of DNA-templated transcription
Molecular function (GO): DNA binding
Source: RefSeq, a predicted model, not a curated record
CCUCUGUUCUUACUCUACGCAAACUUCUCAUCUUCUUUAUACAAACUCUCCACUAAAAAUCUCUCCUUAUCAAAUUCUUUCCUGGGUCACAAAAUUCUAGACUCCACCAUCCAAAAUUUCCCAUUUAUAAGAUAUUUUGAAUGGUUUUGGCUUACAAAAGCACCCAUUUUUUGAAGUUCUAACUAGUCUUUCUCUCUGUUUCUAUCAACUCAUUAGACUCAUCCCUUGAAUUAAGGCACAUUUGGCUCUCUGGGUAUUACGAAGACUCUCUUUUUAUACAGUUGUUCUUGUUUAGGGGAUCAAAAUCAAAGGAGGUGGGGGAGGGCUUUAAAUCAUAACGGAAAAUACUGAUUCUUUGAAGAAAAUGAUUCCGUUGCACAACGGGUGCAUUUUAUGGAAGUUAUUUGCAAUUCUUGAAAAGAAGUUAUCUGUUGAAGAAAGCUUUUAUUUUUGGAUCUUCCAAAUUUUCAAUAGGUACAGUUUGGGGACUUAGCCAUAAGGUCAGAAAUAGGUCUGUAAUUUUCUAAGCUCUUCUCUCUUUUUUGUUUCCACUUGUUUCUGGAUAUUUUGGAUAUUUUGGAUAGUUAGGAGAGUGAGGAAAUGGGAGGAGCAUCGUUGCCACCGGGGUUUCGUUUCCACCCAACUGAUGAGGAAUUAGUUGGGUAUUACCUCAAGAGAAAAGUUGAGGGACUAGAGAUUGAACUUGAGGUGAUUCCAGUGAUUGAUUUGUACAAAUUCGAUCCGUGGGAGUUGCCAGAGAAAUCAUUCCUACCAAAGCGCGAUAUGGAAUGGUUCUUCUUCUGUCCCCGCGACAAGAAGUACCCAAAUGGAUCGCGCACAAAUCGUGCCACCAAAGCAGGCUAUUGGAAAGCUACUGGAAAAGACCGAAAAGUUGUCUGUCAGGAUUCUGCGACAGGAUACAGAAAGACCCUAGUUUUCUACCGCGGGCGGGCCCCAAUGGGAGAUCGAACAGAUUGGGUAAUGCACGAGUAUCGUCUUUGUGAUGAUACUUCUCAAGGAUCACCAAGUUUUCGGGGAGCUUUUGCUUUGUGCCGGGUGAUUAAGAAGAAUGAGCAUAUACAGAAAAUGAGUGAUGCUCAUGGGGAACCAAAAGCUAAGUGGGUUGGAAGCAGUUCAUGCAAUGAGGAUUUCACCUCAACAGCAAUGCCAAAUGAGGCUGUGAUCAUCAAUGAAGACACAUCAGUCCAAACAAGUCAAAUUUGCAAUGGAAGUACCUUUUCUAGUCCUAUUGCUUCUCCAUAUCAUACAACACCAAUGGUGGAGAAUGAAGCUUUUUCAAUGGGGAACAAUCCCAGUAGCCUGUGGGUCUCACCUGAUCUAAUACUUGAUUCUUCCAAGGAAUAUCCACAACAAGGACAAGGUGUAUCUGGAUACUUCCCCCAGUACGAGUUUCCAAACACGAUGACUCAAUGGCAGCCAUAUAAUCAGUAUGAGAUCUCGCCCAGUUCGUCGUUCUCAAAUUUUACAGAGGAGGUUGAACACGGUGAUGGUCUAAGCCAAUUUGGUUGCAUGUCACCUUACUCGGACUACAUGGGGUUUUCUGGAAAUGAGAAUAUCUCGUAUGAAGGAUUUGAAACAUGGGAUCAGGCUCCGAUUUGUAGACAGAGUAGCGGAGAUGGGAGUUUGGGAGAAUAUGGCGGUUUAUGGUCACAGGAGGAUAACAUGGUCAUUGUUAUGUAAGAGUAUGCUAAAACUAGAGCUAUUUUGCUUGUAAUAAUCCAGGAGGGCGCCUCUGAGACAAUGCCUUUUAACGUUGUUUUUGGUUAUGGUUGUUGCCGUUGCGGUGUUGCUCGGGUUUCAAGUUACUGGUUAAAAUAGAAGUCUUCCCCCCAAGUGGUAAUCACUUUUAUAGAUUGCACUGGGAGUUGGUUUAGCUUGCAGUAUACGUGAAUCUAUGUUAUCUUAUAUAAUAAGCUUCUUUCAAAGAAGCCAGCUUGUGUCAAAAUGUUGGAUGUUCGAAUGUUAAAGGUGAUCCUGUUC